AUGUCUUCGUCUUCUUCUUCGGUGGGGCCCCGCGGCCCUCGCCCACCCACAGUGCCUCCCCCCAUGCAGGAGCUGCCCGACCUGAGCCACCUGACAGAAGAGGAGCGGAACAUUAUCAUGGCAGUGAUGGACCGGCAGAAGGAAGAGGAAGAGAAGGAAGAGGCCAUGCUCAAGUGUGUGGACUCUAAUCUGGGGAAACCGGCUGCUUCCAAAACUCCAGGAAAUCUGAAGAAUCUGCCUCAUAGGCCUUCUUCUCCAAGACUGCACCAGCAAUUUGAAAGUUACAAAGUGCAAGUAAGAAAAAUAGGUGAAGAAUCCCGCCGUUACCAAGGAGAGCACAAGGACGACACACCAAUGUGUGGAAUAUGCCACAAAACAAAGUUUGCUGAUGGUUGUGGCCACUUAUGCUCCUACUGCCGAACAAAGUUUUGUGCCAGAUGCGGAGGUCGUGUUUCCCUGCGAUCAAACAAUGAGGACAAAGUGGUUAUGUGGGUAUGCAAUUUAUGCCGAAAGCAACAAGAGAUCUUAACAAAAUCUGGAGCGUGGUUUUUUGGAAGUGGUCCACAACAGCCUCCAAGUCAGGAUGGAACACUGAGUGAUACAGCUACUGGUGGCAGUUCAGAUGCACCUAGAGAAAAGAAAGCAAGACUUCAAGAAAGGUCAAGGUCUCAGACACCCCUUAGCACAGCAGCUGCCUCUUCGCAGGAAAUAUCCUCUAUUGUGCAGCCUGACAGAAGGAAAGGCAUAGAGCUUUCACAGCAAGCUAUGGGCCUGGAGCAGAAGCAAACUUCAUCAAGAUCUAGAAGUGAACCCCCGAAAGAGAGGAAGAAAGCACCCGUGGGUUCUGAACAAAAUGGGAAAGGAGGUCUAAAAGGUGAGCGCAAACGUGUGCCCAAAUCCUCACUUCAGCAGGGUGAAGGACAAGCAGAUGAGAGGGAAUUUAAAGAAAGACGUGAUGGUAGAAGAUUAGAGAAAGGGAGAUCUCAGGACUAUUCAGACUUUCCAAAACAAUUUGAGGAAGGCAAGGCUAUAGAGGAAGAGAAGCAAAGGAAAGAAGAUGACUAUCACACUCGAUACAGGAGUGAUCCCAAUCUAGCAAGGUAUCCUGUGAAACCACACCCCGAGGAGCAACAGAUGCGUAUGCAUGCAGAAGUUUCAAAAGCACGGCAUGAAAGAAGACACAGUGAUGUUGCCUUGCCACAUACAGAAGUCGAGGAAUCUGAGGUAUCUGAGAAUAAACUAGGAAAUCACUCUCAGUUGCAAGGAACUCAGGACACAAAAUCUCACUUGGAUACUCAGAGAGCAUACUUGAUAGAAAGAACAGGUGAUGUAAGGAUUUCUGUUUCUAAACAAUUAGCUAAUCAUAGCCCACCAACUCCCAGGCAUAGUGUGGUUCCUCCAGAGCACUUAGAAUCAAAAAACCAUGAUCCCUUUAAAAAAAACCUAGAUCCUAGCUCUGCUAUUCUCAUUCGGAAAGCAAAGCGGGAGAAAAUGGAGACCAUGCUAAGGAAUGAUUCCCUUAGUUCUGACCAGUCAGAAUCAGUGCGACCAUCUCCUCCAAAGCCUCAUAGAUCGAAACGGGGUGGAAAGAAAAGGCAAAUGUCAGUCAGCAGCUCUGAGGAAGAAGGAGCGUCAACACCUGAAUAUACCAGUUGUGAUGACGUGGAAAUAGAGAGUGAAAGUGUCAGUGAAAAAGGUGACUUGGAUUAUUACUGGCUGGAUCCUGCCACGUGGCACAGUAGGGAGACAUCCCCUAUUAGUUCGGUUGUAGGAGGAAAAAUGACCGAUUUGGGACGACUUGGUGCCUUCAUUACCAAAGUAAAGAAAGGUAGCUUGGCUGAUGUGGUAGGACAUCUCAGAGCAGGUGAUGAGGUUUUAGAAUGGAAUGGAAAAUCCCUUCCAGGAGCUACAAAUGAAGAAGUUUACAACAUUAUUUUAGAAUCCAAAUCAGAACCUCAAGUUGAAAUUAUUGUUUCAAGGCCCAUAGGUGACAUUCCAAGGAUUCCUGAGACUUCUCAUCCUCCACUGGAGUCUAGUUCUAGCUCAUUUGAAUCUCAAAAAAUGGAACGGCCAUCAAUUUCUGUUAUUUCCCCUACUAGCCCCGGAGCCCUAAAAGAUGCACCACAAGUCCUACCUGGUCAGCUUUCUGUUAAGCUAUGGUAUGACAAAGUGGGACAUCAAUUAAUAGUGAAUGUUCUUCAAGCAACAGAUCUGCCACCUAGAAUAGAUGGACGACCAAGGAAUCCUUACGUGAAAAUGUAUUUCCUUCCAGAUAGAAGUGAUAAAAGUAAAAGAAGGACGAAAACAGUAAAGAAAAGCUUAGAGCCAAAAUGGAACCAAACGUUUCUUUAUUCCCAUGUGCAUCGUAGAGAUUUUAGAGAACGGAUGUUAGAAAUCACUGUCUGGGAUCAGCCAAGAGUUCAAGAAGAGGAAAGUGACUUUCUUGGAGAGAUCCUUAUUGAGCUGGAGACGGCACUUUUAGAUGAUGAACCACAUUGGUAUAAGCUGCAGACACAUGAUGAAUCCUCACUACCUCUGCCUCAGCCAUCACCCUUCAUGCCAAGGAGACAUGCCCAUGGUGGAGAGAACUCUAGCAAAAAAUUGCAAAGAUCUCAGCGAAUCAGUGAUAGUGACAUCUCAGAUUAUGAUGUUGAUGAUGGUAUUGGAGUAGUUCCUUCAGUAGGUUAUAGGUCUGGCACUAGAGAAAGUAAAUCUACAACAUUAACUGUGCCAGAACAGCAAAGAGGAAUUCAUUAUCGUUCACGAUCUGUAUCUCCUCACCGUGGUGACGAUCAGGGCAGGACCCGUUCUCGUUUACCAAAUGUGCCAUUACAGAGGAGUUUAGAUGAAAUUCAUCAAAUGAGAAGAUCGCGUUCUCCAACUAGACACCAUGAUGCCUCCCGAAGCCCAAUUGACCGCAGGUCCAGAGAUGUGGAUAGCCUGUAUUUGUCAGAUCAAGAAAGUGAGCUUCUUAUGCUGCCCAGGGCAAAACGAGGAAGAAGUGCAGAGUGCCUACAUACCACCAGAAAUUCUAUUAAGCACUAUAAAACAUUACCACCCAAGAUGCCUUUAUUAGAGAAUGGCACUUACUGGAAUAUUUACAGCUCAACUCUGCCUGCAUAUGUUAAGGCCACAUCAGUGCUUAGUCAGGAUAUUUCACUUCUUCGUAAUUGCCUUAACUCGCAAAUACCAAGAUUUACAGAUGAACUAUUAUGGGUUAGUGAACUGCAGCCCUCACUUGACAGGGCUAGGAGUGCUAGUACCAACUGCUUGAGACCUGAUACUAGUUUGCAUUCACCAGAACAAGAAAGGCAGUCCAGAAAAACGGAAAGAUAUAGCACCCAAAAACAAACUAGGAAAGGCUCCGCAUCAGAAACAGAAAGGGUUCUACUGCCAUGUGUUUCUAGAAGGGGACUUCCUACCCCGAGAAUCAAUGAUCAGCCAGUCAUUAGGGGAAAACAUCACACUCGCCCAAGGUCGAGUGAGCGUUCUAGUAUCAGACCAUUAUGUUCUGUACAUCACCUAGUUCCUGGAGGGUCGGCGCCACCUUCUCCACUUCUGACAAGAAUGCAUCAGCCAGGAAGUCCUGUGCAGUCCUCUUCAGCAGACACACCCUUCAGCAGUCGUAGGGGAAGGCAGCUUCCACAAGUCCCUGUCAGGAGUGGAAGUACAGAGCAAGCAAAUUUAGUAGUGGAGGAGCGAACAAGACAGAUGAAAAUGAAAAUGCACCGUUAUAAUCAGACAACAGGGUCUGGUUCUAGUCAAGAACUUGAACGUGAGCAAUAUACCAAGUAUAACAUAGAAACAGAUCAGUACAGAAGUUGUGAUAACGUCUCUGCCAGAUCAUCAGAUAGUGAUGUCAGUGAUGUGUCAGCCAUUUCCCGUACCAGCAGUGCCUCACGUCUCAGCAGCACAAGCUUUAUGUCAGAGCAAUCUGAGCACCCUAAGGGCAGAAUGAGUACAUUUACUCCUAAAAUGCAAGGCAGACGGAUGGGGACUUCAGGGAGAACUAUCACAAAGAGCACAAGUGUGAGUGGAGAGGUGUAUAAGCUGGAACACAAUGAUGGAAGUCAAUCAGACACUGCAGUUGGUACGGUUGGAACAGGUGGGAAGAAAAGACGAUCAAGCCUUAGUGCCAAAGUUGUUGCCAUGGUAUCUCGAAGAAGCAGAAGCACAUCCCAGCUUAGCCAAACAGAGACAGGCAACAAGAAGCUAAAAAGCACGAUCCAGAGAAGCACAGAAACAGGUAUGGCAGCAGAAAUGAGAAGUCGUAUGGUUCGGCAGCCAAGUCGGGAGUCAACUGAUGGCAGCAUCAACAGUUACAGCUCUGAGGGAAACCUAAUAUUUCCAGGAGUUCGACUGGGUGCUGACAGUCAGUUCAGUGAUUUCCUUGAUGGCCUUGGACCUGCCCAGCUAGUAGGUCGACAGACCUUAGCGACUCCUGCCAUGGGUGACAUUCAGAUUGGAAUGGUGGAUAAGAAAGGCCAGUUAGAAGUAGAAGUCAUUAGAGCUCGAGGCCUCACACAGAAGUCUGGUUCAAAAUCUACCCCAGCUCCGUAUGUCAAAGUGUAUCUGUUGGAAAAUGGGGCUUGCGUAGCGAAGAAAAAAACAAGGAUUGCGAGGAAAACCCUUGAUCCUUUAUACCAACAGACUUUAAUUUUUGAUGAAAGUCCGCAUGGUAAAGUCCUUCAGGUGAUAGUUUGGGGAGACUAUGGCCGGAUGGAUCACAAAUGCUUCAUGGGAGUUGCACAGAUCCUGCUGGAAGAACUUGAUUUAUCCAGCGUUGUAAUAGGCUGGUAUAAAUUAUUUCCACCAUCCUCCCUGGUUGAUCCAACGUUGACUCCUCUGACUCGCAGGGCUUCCCAGUCAUCUCUGGAAAGUUCUACUGGGCCUCCCUGCAUUCGAUCUUAG
Gekko japonicus is the source of this 4911-nucleotide messenger RNA. It is a transcript of the gene RIMS1, whose product is annotated as regulating synaptic membrane exocytosis 1. Gene Ontology annotation, biological process: regulation of synaptic plasticity; intracellular protein transport; positive regulation of synaptic transmission. The record is from RefSeq and is a predicted model, not a curated record. NCBI's taxonomy places the organism in Eukaryota, Metazoa, Chordata, Lepidosauria, Squamata, Gekkonidae. Gene Ontology annotation, molecular function: small GTPase binding; transmembrane transporter binding. The transcript is spliced from 35 exons. Gene Ontology annotation, cellular component: presynaptic membrane; cytoskeleton of presynaptic active zone. Bases 1 to 4911 code for a protein of 1636 amino acids.